AUGUAUAGAAGAAUUUCAAAUAGAAUUAAGUGGAAUAAAAAUGAAGAGAAUAAAAAUUUAAAUGAUCUAUAUAUAUAUAAAAAAAAAUUUACAAAUCUUAAUAAAAAUACAAUAAAUAAUAUUAAAAAAACUAAUAUUUUUUUAAAUGCACAAAGUGAUAUAAAAGAUGAAAAAAAUAACUUACGUAAUAAAGAAAGUAAAACAAUUUUAAAAAAAAAAAAAGCAAGUAAUGAUACCAAACAUUUAAGUACUAUUAAUAAAAAAAUAACUAUUUCGAAUAUUCCACACGGUACCAAAAACGAGACUCAAAAUAAUAAAACAUUAUAUUUAAAUAAAGAAUAUGAUGCAAAAAAAAAUUCAAAAAAUUUAUCAAAUGAUCAUAUAAAAAAAAAUCGGAAUGAUGUACUUUUAAAUGAAAAUUUUUUAAAUGAAGGUAAUUCUAAUUUAAUUUUUAACGGCGAAAAAGAAAUAAAAAAAAAAUACAGUGCAAAGAAUAAUGUAAAUAAUAUAAUAAAUUAUAAUGAUUGCUCUUUAAAAAAAUUUUUAAAUUUAAAUGAAAUUAACAAAAAUAUUCAUGCAAAUAAAAGUAUUAUUAAUAAUGUAUUAAUAAAUAAUAUCGAUGAUAAAAAGAAUGUGCAAUAUGAGGCACUAAAUAAAAUACGUAAAAUAAAUGAUGAAUUAAAAAAUAAAAUUUUUAAUAUGGAAGAAGUAAAUAAAAAUAGAUUAUCAGUAAGAAAUAACAAUAAUAAAAAUUUCUUAGAAAAUAUAAAUGAGUAUCCUAUAACAUCUAAGAACAUAUAUGACAGUAUAUAUAUACCUCAAAUAAAUAUAAAAAAUAUAACUAACUGUGAUAUUAGUAAUAAUAGUAAUAGUAAUAAUAGUAAUAGUAAUAGUAAUAAUAAUAAUAAUAAUAAUAAUAAUAAUAAUAAUAAUAAUAAUAAUAACAACAGCAACACAAGAAAGGGAGAAAAUAAUAGCAAUAAUUUAAUAAAUACGUUAAAUGCGUAUUCUAAUGUGAAAGUAGCAGUUCGAAUAAAGCCAAUAGCUGACUCAGAAGAAAAUAUUGUUUCCAUUUUUAACAAAAAUUAUGUACUUAUUGAAAAAGAAAACGAAAAAGAAUGUUAUUUAUUGUCUCAAAAAAAAAAGCAAGCAACAUAUGUAUUUGACGUAGUAUUUGAUGUAAACGCAACUCAAGAAGAAGUUUUUUUUCAUACAGCUAAACCUUUAAUACCUCAUGUUUUUAAAGGUAUUAAUUGUACUGUUUUUGCUUAUGGAGCUACAGGGUCAGGAAAAACUUAUACUAUGCUUGAUGAUAAAAAUCAAAAUGGAAUAGUUCAAUUAUCCCUUUUAGAAUUAUUUACUAUUAUAAAAGAAGAAAAGUGCAGAAAUAUAAAAAUAGUUAUGAGUUUUCUAGAAGUAUAUAAUGAAACUAUUAGAGAUUUAUUAGGAAAAGAAAAAAAUAAGACUCUAGAAGUGCAAGAAGAUAUUGCUGAAGUAAAAGUAAGCAAUUUAUGUGAAGUUGAAGUUAAGAGUUAUGAGCAAGCAAUGUUAUUAAUAAUUGAAGGAGUUAAAAAUAGGAAAAUGUCUCCUACUAGAGCAAAUAAAGUAUCAAGUAGAUCUCAUGCAAUUUUACAAAUAUAUGUAUUUAAUGAAAUAUUAGAUAGCAAUAUGAAUGUAGUAAAUUAUAAGGCAAAAUUAUGCUUUGUUGAUUUGGCUGGAUCUGAGAGAGCUAGUGCUACUUCUAAUAAAGGAGAGCGGUUUAAGGAAGGCUCAUAUAUUAAUCAAUCUUUAUUAGCAUUAGCUAAUUGCAUUAAUUCUCUUGCAUCAAAUAGAAAUGUUUCAAAAGUAAGAGUAAAAUAUAGAGAUAGUAAAUUAACUCAUUUAUUAAAAAAUUCUUUGGAAGGAAACUGCCUAGUAGUUAUGAUAGCUAAUAUAAAUCCUUCUAGAAAAUCCUUUCAAGAAUCUAAUAAUACUCUUAAAUAUGCAUUUCGAGCAAGAAAUAUAAAAUUAUGUGCAACUGUGCAGACAAACGAUAAUAAAGAAAGCGAUAUAGAAAAAAUAUUAAAAAAAAAUGAUAUGUUACAAAAGGAAUAUGAUUUAUUAUUGAGCAAAUAUAAUAAUUUAAAAGAUUUUUAUUCUGAAUUAAAAAUCUUAUUUCAAUUAUAUAAAAAUGCACUCUCAUGCUAUCAACGAAAAGAAAAUUGUUCUGAUAAUUUAUACACAUUAGAAUUAAAACAAGAAAUUUCUAUAUAUGAGCAACUUAUAAAAAUUAAAUUAGAAGAAUCAAAAAAAAAAAUAGUUAAUACAAAUGAUAAUGAUGAUAAAAAAUUUAUUAAUAUUUUUGAUCCAUUUAUUAAUAAAAAUUUAGAUUACUUUAUACAUAAUAAUUUUAAUAUUUUAAAUGAGUUAGAAGAAGAAAAAAAAGUUCUAUUAGAUGAUAAACUCUUAAAAAAUAAUGAUAUUAAAGUAAACGAAAACUUAUUUGGAAGCAACGGUGAUUACACGAAAAAUAAAAUAAAAAUUAUAUCUGAUGAUGAUAAAAUAAAUAUUGAAUCAAAUCAAAGUACUAAAAAUAUAAGCCCACUUUUAAACAAUAAUAUAAAAGACGUUAAAAGUAAUGCUCGAAAUAGUCAUAGGAUAAGUAAUAAUGGAAACAUAAUAAAUAAUUAUAAUAAAAUACAUAAUGAAAGUAAUUGCGAUGAUAAUUUAAAAAAUGUAAAUAUUGCAAUUGAAAAUAAAGAAAUUAAAAGCGAAGUGUAUAUGAAAAAAAAUUUAAAUAUAUGUGAAAGUAGAAGGAAUAAUAUGAAUUGUAUAAAAGAUUCCAAUAUAAAUAUUAUUGAUGAAAGAAAUUAUAUAAAGUUAAUUAACGAUGAUAAUAAGAAUAUAAUAAAUAAUAUUAAUGAAAAUAUUAAAAUUAAAUUGAUAAAUGAUGAAAAAAAAGAACAAUUUGAAGACAUUCAUAAUAACCUAACUGAUAUGCAAAAUUCUAUUUUAUUUAACACAAUUAAUAAACAAAUAGAAAAUAAUCCACUUUCAUCUGAAGCGAAAAAUAAUGGUAAUGAAUUAUUGAUAAAAAGUACUUUAAAUGCAAAGAGGCUUAUUUUAAAUGAAAACAUAAAUAAAAAAAAUUUAAUAGAUGAAUUUAUAAAUAAUGAAAGCAUUAAUAAUCAAAUUAUAAAUAAUGAAAACAUUACUAAUGAAAUUACUAGUAAUGGAAAUGCAAAUAGUCACAAUAUAAUAAAUGAAAAUAUAAAUAAAGGUAAUAUAUUUAAAAUAAAUACAUUAGAUGAACACAAUAUAAAUGAAUGUAAAGAAGAACUUCAUGAUAUCUGUGUAUUAGAUAGAAAUGAAAUAGAGAAUGAUAAUGCAAGUUUAUGUAACAAAAUUACUUAUACAGUAACAAAUAAUAGUGUUGUUAAUCUUAUGAAAAAAAAAGAUAGUAAACAGUUAAUUAUUAAUAGUGACAAACUAAAAGAAAAUAAGAGGAAAAUGGAUUUAUUUGAAGAUAAUUUAAAACAUGAACAUAAUGAGGAUAGUACUUUAAUAAUUAAAAAAAAAAAAAUUAAAAAUAAAAUGUAA
This is a messenger RNA of Plasmodium relictum, 3579 nucleotides long. RefSeq names its product kinesin-8, putative. The record is from RefSeq and is a predicted model, not a curated record. Gene Ontology annotation, cellular component: kinesin complex; microtubule. The transcript has a single exon. Gene Ontology annotation, molecular function: ATP hydrolysis activity; microtubule motor activity; microtubule binding. Bases 1 to 3579 code for a protein of 1192 amino acids. Gene Ontology annotation, biological process: microtubule-based movement. Lineage: Eukaryota; Apicomplexa; Aconoidasida; Haemosporida; Plasmodiidae.